ACGCGCUCGGGGAUGCGCUUCAAGCGGCCGCGCCUCGCCGCGGCGCCGCGAGUCGCGGUGGUGCAGCUGGCCGCGCACGCGCCGAUGCCGCGCGCGGGGCUGCCGGUUGCGCGACUGCUCGCGCUUGCUGGUUGCGCCGGAGCUGCUGCGCCUAGGUCUGCUAGAAGCUGCGCGGCACCGCUGCACGUAGAGCCGCUGGUCACCGCGGCGUCGGCGCAGCUGCGCUCCGUCGGUGCUGCGGCGCUGCCGCCCAGCGCCCGUGCUGUCGCACUGCGUCGGCGCUGCCGCUCACUGCUGGCGCUGCUCAGCGGUGGCGCCGCUGCGCUGCGCAACGACGGUGCUGUUUGCGCAUCGCUGGCGCGGCUGCCCAGCGUCGGCGCUGCUGCUCUGCGAGGGGGCCGCGCCGCGUCGGAGCCGCUGUUGAGCGUCCGUUCUGCUCAGCGUUGGUGCUCAGCUUUGGCGCCGCUGCGCGACGUCGCUGCUGCGCCGCCACCGCGCUGCUCGUCGUCGACGCCGCAGUUGCCCGUCGCG
This is a messenger RNA of Prorocentrum cordatum, 531 nucleotides long. Lineage: Eukaryota; Dinophyceae; Prorocentrales; Prorocentraceae. The record is from the annotation of a GenBank genome assembly.